CAGAAGGAGUCACCUCACUGGCGCUCGUGUCGGCCAAGAAGUCAAGAUGGCCAAAGUUCCUGAUUUGUUUGAAGACCUGAAGAACUGUUACAGUGAAAAUGAAGAAUACAAUUCUGCCAUUGACCACCUCUCUCUGAAUCAGAAAUCCUUCUAUGAGGCAAGCUAUGGCUCGCUUCAUGAGAAAUGUACGGACAAAUUUGUGUCUCCGAGAGCUUCCGAAACCUCAAAGAUGUCCAACUUCACCUUCGAGGAGAGCCUGGUGAUGGUGGCAGCGACAUCAGACCAAGGGAAGGUUCUGAAGAAGAGGCGGCUGGGUUUCGAUCAGGUCUUUGCCGAAGAUGACCUGGAGGUCAUGACCCAUAAUUUCGAAGAGACCAUCCAAUCGGAUUCAGCACCUCACGUCUUCCAAAAUAAUGUGAUAUACAAACGGUUAAGGCUUGUCAAGUCGAAUUUCGUCAUGAAUGAUUCCCUCAAUCAAAACAUAUGCCUGGAUGUGGACAAGGUGCAUCUCAAAGCUGUCCCACUAACUGACCUGCAACAUGAAGUAAAAUUUGACAUGUAUGCCUACACAUCGGAAGACUCUAAAUACCCUGUUACUCUGAAACUCUCAAACACCCAGCUGUUUGUGAGCGCCCAAGGUGAAGACGAGCCUGUGCUGCUGAAGGAGCUGCCUGAAACACCGAAAGUCAUCACGGGGAGUGAGGUCGACCUCGUUUUCUUCUGGGAACAGAUCAACACUAAGAACUACUUCACAUCAGCUGCCUACCCAGAGCUGUUUAUCGCCACCAAAGAACAGAGCCGGGUGCACCUGGCGAAGGGGCUGCCCUCGAUGACGGACUUCCAGAUCUCGUAAGAGCAGCCUUAUUUCUGGAGUCUACUGACUUGGGAAGUGCCGACAGCGUAUGUACCGUGUACAGGAAGGCCCUUCACCCUGAGUCACUUGCACAGCACGUGCUGAGCCUUUGUAAUUCGAAAUGAAUGUUUAUCCUCUUUGUGAGAGAAGAGCAGUGCCUACUGGAACCAACCCCGACACACAAUGGCAUUUGUUAUUUAAAGAGCACCCUGUACUUAGUACAGUACUAAUCACUUCAAUUAUUCUUCUUCAUGACGUUCUCAGGAGGAGCAGAGCUGGUGUGAGAUGGGCUAACUACAGCAUAAGGAAACCGGAAAGUACUCAGUAGCAGUGGGGAUGAGAAGCCACAGCCCCGUGCUGUCAAUCGGACCGUGUACCUUCUGCUUCCCAACUGCUGCUUGAGUACGGUAAAGUUAGAAGAACUCAGCUCUAAACCUAACUCUAUCGUUUUCAAAAGGAAGGGGACAAUAGCUGCAUCUUUCCUACCUCAGUGGGUUUUAUUCCAAUGAGAGCAUUUGAAUGAAAUCCUCCUGUAACACGCCUCAAGAAGAAGACAGAAUGUUAAAUGUUAUUUUUAAGUUAUUUUAUAUAUGUAUUUAUAAAUAUAUUUAUGAUAAUUAUAUUAUUUAUGGUACACCUUUGAGUUCUCUGAGCUUGACCAGAAUCCUCAGCAGCGGGGUGUUCUAGGUGGAGUCAGUCAGAUGUGGCUACUCCGGAGCACCAUGCUGCAGAUGCUAUGCUUUCUCCACAGCCAGGAAGUUCUCUCUACAUUCUCAUACUCGAGAGCCCUGUAAUUAUGACCACAAAUCUGUAUUGUUUACUUAGUUCAUUUAAAAUGAUUAUUGGGCCAGUCUUUCCCCCUUUGUCCCUAAAGCUGUCUGGGUAUUCUUACAUCAUUCAACCUCACCUGUAAUUAAAUCCAGCAAUCCAAGGAUGGGAAGAUCUGAGCUGUGACAACCACAUCACUGCUACUGGAAGCUUUCUUUCUAGGAUGCAAUCAGUGUUUCCUCUGGGUUCCAACUUUGUUGUCAAACCACAGUGUCGCA
Messenger RNA from Chionomys nivalis (European snow vole), 1899 nucleotides. RefSeq names its product interleukin 1 alpha (gene Il1a). Bases 47 to 853 code for a protein of 268 amino acids. The record is from RefSeq and is a predicted model, not a curated record. The transcript has 7 exons. Gene Ontology annotation, biological process: cytokine-mediated signaling pathway; positive regulation of immature T cell proliferation in thymus; inflammatory response. NCBI's taxonomy places the organism in Eukaryota, Metazoa, Chordata, Mammalia, Rodentia, Cricetidae. Gene Ontology annotation, cellular component: extracellular region. Gene Ontology annotation, molecular function: cytokine activity; interleukin-1 receptor binding.